AUGUCACAAGCGGUAGAAGAAGAAGAAGCACCAACCAGAAUCGGGAGAGAUGACCCUUUUGUAUUCGGCCAGAGACAUUUGACCGAAGACAAGGAUGUUUGGGCACAUAAUGCCUGGGAUAACGUUGAAUGGGGUGAAGAGCAGGUUGCCGAAGCCAUGGAGAAGAUCACCAAGCAGUAUGACGAUCCAGUUGACGAUUUCGAUAAGAAGAGAUAUAAUGAGAACCCUGCGAAGUUCUGGGAUCGGUUCUAUAGAAACAACAGGGAGAACUUCUUCAAGGACCGCAAGUGGCUACAGAUUGAGUUCCCACAGUUAUACGAUGCUAUCAAGCCAGAGGCCGGUCCCAAGACGAUAUUGGAGAUUGGAUGUGGUGCUGGUAAUACGAUGUUCCCUCUGAUCAGGGAGAAUGCCAACCCGUUGCUCAAGGUUGUCGGUGCAGACUACUCCUCAAAGGCAGUUGAACUCGUACGUGAAUCACCAGACUUCAACCCACAAUUCACAGAAGCACACGUUUGGGAUUUGGCCAAUGAAGAAGGCUCCAUUCCAGUGGAGGAACACAGUGUUGAUAUUGCCGUAAUGAUCUUUGUAUUCUCAGCUCUGUCACCCUCACAAUGGGACCAAGCAUUGGAGAACUUGGCAAAGGUGAUGAAACCAGGAGGUGUGAUUCUGUUCAGAGACUACGGACGUUAUGAUUUAGCACAGGUUCGUUUCAAGAAGGGAAGAUUGCUGGAUGACAACUUCUACAUCAGAGGAGACGGUACCAGGGUGUACUUCUUUACAGAGGAGGAGCUUCGAGACAUAUUUACCAAGAAGUUUGUGGAAUCACGUAUUGGUACGGAUAGAAGACUCAUUGUGAAUAGAAAGAGACAGCUCAAGAUGUACAGGAUAUGGUUACAAGCGGUGUUUAGCGUACCAACAUAG
Messenger RNA from Williopsis jadinii, 921 nucleotides. It is a transcript of the gene ABP140, whose product is annotated as tRNA(Thr) (cytosine(32)-N(3))-methyltransferase. NCBI's taxonomy places the organism in Eukaryota, Fungi, Ascomycota, Saccharomycetes, Phaffomycetales, Wickerhamomycetaceae. The transcript has a single exon. The coding region runs from base 1 to 921 and encodes 306 amino acids. The record is from RefSeq and is a predicted model, not a curated record. Gene Ontology annotation, molecular function: tRNA (cytidine-N3)-methyltransferase activity.